Messenger RNA from Drosophila obscura, 2630 nucleotides. RefSeq names its product palmitoyltransferase ZDHHC20-B. Gene Ontology annotation, molecular function: protein-cysteine S-palmitoyltransferase activity. NCBI's taxonomy places the organism in Eukaryota, Metazoa, Arthropoda, Insecta, Diptera, Drosophilidae. The coding region runs from base 433 to 1839 and encodes 468 amino acids. Gene Ontology annotation, biological process: synaptic vesicle maturation; protein targeting to membrane; peptidyl-L-cysteine S-palmitoylation. Gene Ontology annotation, cellular component: endoplasmic reticulum; Golgi apparatus. The record is from RefSeq and is a predicted model, not a curated record. The transcript has 7 exons.
CGAUAAGUCCCGCGGUCACAUUGCUACACAAAAUUUUGCAAACAAGCAGGCGACGAAUUAUUUUGAAAUAAUAACAAAAAAAAGCUAUGGCGUUUAGCUAAGGCCAACACUUUCACUUGCCCGUCCAUCUGGGGAAGAAAGCAAUAGUGUGGUUCUUCAGCAUAGCAUAUAUUCGUACGCACCUUCGUCCCAUAUCUUUGAGUGAUUGUGUUUGCUCAUUAGCUUCCCAGUGAAUCACUAAAAAAAAAGUUAAUAACACAACACGCAGCGGAGAUAAGGAAUAGUGCGCUCCCGCCCGCCCUCACUCCAACCACCGACUAACCGCAGCCCAUUGAGACGGCGACAGAAGCAGCCCCACAAGUUGUCCCCACGCACGAAGACAACAGGGCCAACGAGGAAUUGGCAGCCAACGUAUUUGGUUGCAUCAAUAGAAUGGGCAACGACGAUCUCCGGCGGAGAAAGACACCUUGCGGUUUUUGCAUGGCUGUGUUCAAGUGGAUUCCGGUUGUAUUCAUAACCGCCGUGAUUGCAUGGUCCUACUAUGCCUAUGUGGUGGAGCUCUGCAUACGCAACUCCGAGAACCUUGUGGGGAUGAUUUUCAUGCUGUUCUUCUACCACAUAGCCCUGAUACUGUUCAUGUGGUCCUACUGGAGAACCAUAAUGACAUCGGUUGGCCGAGUGCCAGAUCAAUGGCGGAUACCAGACGAGGAAGUAACUCGCCUGUUCCGUGCGGAUAACCCAGAGACGCAGAAACGUAUUUUGAACAGUUUUGCGCGCAGUUUGCCAGUAACCAAUCGCACAAUGAACGGCUCUGUUCGGUUUUGUGAAAAGUGUAAGAUCAUCAAGCCGGACAGAGCGCAUCACUGCAGCGUGUGCAAUAGCUGUGUGCUCAAGAUGGAUCAUCACUGCCCCUGGGUGAACAAUUGCGUCAACUUUUACAAUUACAAAUUCUUUGUAUUGUUUCUGGGGUACGCGCUCAUCUAUUGCCUGUACGUCGCAUUCACCACGCUGCAUGAUUUCGUUCAGUUCUGGAAGGUAGGUGCCUACGAAAAUAAUGGUUACUCGGAACAGGGCCAGUUGAACGGCAGUGGCGUGGGCCGUUUUCACAUCUUGUUCCUGUUCUUCAUAUCCAUCAUGUUUGCCAUUAGCUUGGUGAGCCUGUUUGGCUAUCACAUCUACCUUGUUCUGGUCAAUCGCACCACCCUGGAAUCUUUUCGAGCACCAGUCUUUCGCGUCGGCGGUCCGGACAAAAACGGCUUCAAUUUGGGCCGCUACGCCAACUUCUGUGAGGUGUUUGGCGACGACUGGCAGUACUGGCCUUUGCCCAUCUUCACCAGUCGUGGUGAUGGCUUCAGCUAUCCAACAUCCAGCGAUCAAAGCGGCGAGGCGCCACCCGUCCAGCGAUACGCUGCCAUGGGCGACACGACCACCAACAGGUUAGAUGGCAAUCCAACAGAUAAGUUGAUUGACGCUAUUCCCCUCGACACCACACCCAAUAACCAUGAUCAACCACCUCAACAUCAACAUCCACAUCAAGUAAGAAGCCAGAUCCAAAACCAGGCGCAGCCGCCCCAAGCGCGUCACCAGGCCCGUCCAAAGUCGCUAAAUCUGCAACCCGCACUGGAACUGCCAUUGGCAAACGGCAAAUCGUCAAACUGCAGCACGGCAGUAGUCCCGUCUAGUCAGGUGGUUGUUGUCAAUGUUGGCACCCUGCCAGAGGAUGCCAAUGGCGGUGCGGUCAUCAUCGAUAUGGUGGGCGAUCAUAGUGGAGCUGCUGCUGGUGUUGCCGCUCCCAAGGACGCCUACCGCCAGCCGAAUGGUGAUGUCCCACAGAAGUAGACCCUGUAAACUUUUUAGACACGUAUCCCAUGUAUGUUUGUUGUAUAUCUGUGUAAACUGCCAGAACUGUUGCACUUGUGGCCUGUCAUCGUUGCAGUUUUUAUUGAAAUGUAUGUAAUAUACCACUAAGUUACCUCUAUAUACAUAUGUAUGUAAUGUAGCCUCUGUGGCUGCUGGGAACCACACUGGGGGACCAUACCACCCACAAAAGAAAACAUGAAAACACCCCAAAUAGACAUCUAAGUAAAUGUGUAAGCAAUAUGUAUGUACAAUAUGUUUUAUAUUCACUGAGAGCCACUUAUCAAAGUUUGUAUGGAAAAUGUACUGGAUGUACAAAGCGAAUGGAAUACCUGGCAAUAUUAAUUGUAGCGUAGGGAUGAGCCCUAUACCUGAAUGUAGGCAAAUGAUAAGGUAUUUCCUAGGUAGGACCCCUCAACAUUCACUUAAUCGUGCCCAUCUCUGGGGUGGUGACCCCGAUUAGAGUUAGAGUUUCACUAUUGAACCACCCGCCACCACCCAUGUAGAUAGAUAUCAGCCAAUCUCCAAGACUUAAACAAUGAGAUUUCAGCAACCCAAUCGAAACAUGCACCACACAGAGAAUUUUAAAAACGAUUUAGGCAUUUCUUAUUGCUUUUAAUGAAUGUAGUUAGUUGGUAACUUAUUGCAAGUUAAUUUUGGGUAGCCUUUUUUUAUACUUUUGAUAUGAUGUUUAGUUAUUUUUCUAUAAUUUUUUUUAUAUUAUUUUAAUAUUCGCUUUUAUUGAAUUUCUUUCUGUAAGAAGGUAUGAAAUG